ACUUACAUUACUCCGCAAAUCUCAUUCGGGCCCGAUGGAGUCGUUGCAAUCAGCUGGGCAACACAUUUUAUGAUAAACAAGUAAUGAAAGAGACAUACACGCAGUCAAAUGAUGGAAGGUAUACUGUAUAAAUGGACCAAUUACAUAAGUGGUUGGCAGCCUCGUUGGUUUGUGCUUGAUGGAGGAACUUUGUCAUACUACGACUCUCAAGAAGAUGCCUGGAAAGGCUGCAAGGGCAGCAUUAAAAUUUCAGUUUGUGAAAUCCAAGUUCAUCACUCUGACUCUACUCGAGUUGACUUAACGAUACCAGGAGAGCAGUACUUUUACCUCAGAGCCAUCAAUGCAGCAGAGAGGCAGAAAUGGCUGGUGGCUCUGGGAACAGCCAAAGCCUGCCUUACAGACAACCGAACUAAAAGAGAAAAAGAGCUACAGGAAAACACAGAGGCACUGAAAACUAAGAUGUCAGAGCUCAGAUUGUACUGUGACCUUCUUCUCCAGCAAGUUAACAAGAUCAAAGAGAAUGAUGAGCUACAAGAAACAUCAGCAGAGACUGGCAUAGACACUGGAAACAUGGUGAAGUCAACAUGCACUACUUUUCUUAAAACUCUGGAGGAAUGCAUGCAAAUAGCAAAUCGUACUUUCAGUGCUGAUGUGGCAACACACAGUCCACCAGGAACUCCCCCAGUUGCAGCCAUAAAACCACAGAAGCAGGUUAAACCUGUCAACCAUGCAAAUCAGAGCCUUGAAGAAAAGUGGAGAGAUUUGACAGAAACCUCAGGAGAAGCAGCUGCACAUGACAACCAGAGCCUUGACUUUAGAACAGAGGGAUCAGAUGUAUCAAAUAGGCUGGAUCUGCAUUCUUCCACAAUAGACAUGGAAUCAUCCAUCAGCUUGGUUCAUGAGGAGCAAGUCGAUUGUGCAUCAUACACUAACCAGAGUGUCUGUGAGACUGAACACUAUGACCAGCCACCAGGGGGAACAGAGGAAACUGAAGCUGCUGCUCAAAAUGAAGUGAAACAACAGAAACACAAAGUGGACCAAAGUCAACAGCAUGAUGAUGAUGACAGUAGGGAAGAAAAUGCUGUCCCUCUCCUGCAACAAGACGCUGUUUUAGACCAAAAGGAGGCUCUAGAAGAAGGCAAGACUCCUAAAGAUUCAUCAGAGUCAGAAAACACAGAGCAGGUGGAAACUUUCUUCAGCACAAUGAGUCACAGAUUUAGUGAUAUAAGACUGGAUGACGACAAUGGUAUCCCUACACAAGCGUUUUUGGAUUCAUGCUAUGCAAUAGUGCCUGUAUUAGACAAACUGGGAUCCACAGUUUUUGCACCAGUUAAAAUGGAUUUUGUUGGAAAUAUUAAGAAAAUUCAACAGAAGCUGAUGUCAGACCCUGACAGCUUCCCCACGCUUCAGUCCAUUGUGCUGCAUGAAGUGCAGACAGAUGUUGCCCAAGUGCGCAAUUCUGCAACGGAGGCUCUGCUGUGGCUCAGACGAGGUUUGAAAUUCCUUAAAGAAUUUCUCUCAGAGGUCAAUGCUGGGCAGCAAGACAUCCAGGGAGCACUUAAUAAUGCUUAUGGAAGAACUCUUAGGCAGUACCACGGAUGGGUUGUUCGAGGUGUAUUUGCUCUGGCACUGCGAGCUGCCCCAUCGUAUCAAAGUUUCACCGCUGCCUUAGUGUCAAAAGAGGGCGACGAGCUGAGGACCGACUUUAUAAGUGGCAUGCACAGAGACUUGGGAGUGUACCUGCCUGCAAUGGGGAGGCAGCUGGCCAUCCUGGAUGCGCUGUAUGAAGAGUACAACCUAGAGUCUGAUGAGGUGGUGUGACACUCAAACAAGAGCUGUUUAGAGCUCAAGGAAGUCGAGAGCCUGUGGGAAAGGGUAAGGUAGUGGCAAACUGCUGAAGAAGGUGCCAGAUGCUUGAGGUGCAUCUUUAUAUGUACGUAUGUACAAAACAAUGUGAACAUGUGUCAUGGCAACAUGAAGUGUUUCAGUGGUUUUUAAACUCUACAACAGGUCUGGGUCUGAAGGUGGUAUUAACGUCUGUAUUUCAGAGCCCACAGGGAGAUCUGUAACAAGUAUCAGUGUGAUAUUGUACUUUGAAGAAACCUAAAUUUCAGGUCUUGUUCAAAAAGACCUGUGACAGUAAAAGGGUUUCAAACCCUAUUAUGCACACUCCAACAUUUGUUUCUGAUUCACAUCUUCUUGUUGUUCUGCAGCAUUAUUAUUAUACAUAUUUCAAGGUAAACAACUAGAUCAUAUUUUGUUCCAUUACUUCCCUGGAAGCUCAUUUAUUAUUCCCUUUGAACUGAUGAGAAUAUGAAAGUUUAAUCAAUAGUGUUGUUUCCUGGGUUUCAUGACACAUGGUGAUACCUUAAAAUAGCACAAAGCACUUGUUGACAAACAAUGCCACAUUGUUAAAAUGCGCAAUACACGUCUUAAGUAUGUAAAAGUAUGGCAUACUGGACAAACUUUCUUGCAGUAUUUUGUUUUUUUAUAUAUAUACUUUGCACUGAAUGAUUUUAAUUGUAGGUUUUGAUCAAAAUUAUUGAAUAUUCUUCCCCUCAAAAUUUAGGUAAUACAUUUGAGUGUGUAUGUAUCUAACAUGUCCUUGUCUAGAGCUUUUCCAUGGGACCAAAAAAAUUACUUGUGAUUGGCUUUAACUUCUGCUGCGAUAGAAACACAAGAACGAAUUGUUACAGCUGUGACAACUGUUGUUUAUGGGGACUUGCUCUGCACAUAUGCAUAGUAUGCAUACUCUGUGUCUAUUUAUUGUGUCUUAAGUUAUCAAGUUCAAAUUAACAACAUGCAGAUCAUUUCAGUACAACUGUUGUGUGAAUGUAUGGACAUUUGUAUCAAUAAGGCAUGUUUACUGAGAGCAUGUUUUAUGUAUUAAGUAACAAAGGUGCCAGUAAAAACUGAAGCCAAGGGCUUGAAAAAAUAAUAAUCCUAAAGAUGAUUGUGAACUUUAAAAAAAUGUUGCCUCUUUGUUAUGUCUGUACUGAGAUUAUCAGUCAUCUCUAGCUCAAAUCUAAUUUACAGAUUUCAGCUUUUGCUUUUUUUCCAACAUCUUUUCUCGGCCCCCUUUUGAUGUAAAAGUAAGUGUUAGUACUGAUUUUGGUUCAGUAAUGAAAAUGGAGAGUGAUAGUCCACAUUCAGGCCAGAUGAAAGUCAGGCCACAUGUCAGCUGAAUAAUUUGAACAAAGCAGGGAUUUUAGUAACCUUUACAAAGGGUUGCUGUACCUCCAAGUAUUUCUACAUGUUUUUAAUCUUUCUGAAAUGCAAUCUGUACAAACUCCUGUACCAUUAAUAAUUCUUUGGACAUUUUGUUUACAACACAGAUGUGCAAUGGACUGAUUUCCAGUUGCAGACUAGUUUCGAUAUUAAAUCUGUUGUUCAAGUAAUUGAUUUUCUUAUAUAUGAAUUUUUAUAAGACACUAUUUGAUUUUUACCUAAUAAAUGUAAAUACUGUGUAACUUCA
Messenger RNA from Melanotaenia boesemani (Boeseman's rainbowfish), 3475 nucleotides. It is a transcript of the gene plekha8, whose product is annotated as pleckstrin homology domain containing, family A (phosphoinositide binding specific) member 8. Gene Ontology annotation, cellular component: cytoplasm; cytosol; membrane. Gene Ontology annotation, biological process: intermembrane lipid transfer; ceramide transport. The coding region runs from base 109 to 1821 and encodes 570 amino acids. The transcript is spliced from 13 exons. Gene Ontology annotation, molecular function: ceramide 1-phosphate binding; ceramide 1-phosphate transfer activity. The record is from RefSeq and is a predicted model, not a curated record. NCBI's taxonomy places the organism in Eukaryota, Metazoa, Chordata, Actinopteri, Atheriniformes, Melanotaeniidae.